Molecule: messenger RNA, 2347 nt
Organism: Corylus avellana
Lineage: Eukaryota; Viridiplantae; Streptophyta; Magnoliopsida; Fagales; Betulaceae
Product: cysteine-rich receptor-like protein kinase 10
Biological process (GO): defense response to bacterium; protein phosphorylation
Cellular component (GO): plasma membrane
Molecular function (GO): ATP binding; protein serine/threonine kinase activity
Source: RefSeq, a predicted model, not a curated record
AAGUCAAGCCCUUUUUCAACAAAAAUAAAAACAAAAAAUGAAGAAGAAAAGAAUAGUCAAGCCCUUCUGCCUCACUCAUCUUACCUGCAUAAUAAACCAGCAAAUUAAAGACACAUGAAGUAUAAGAAAGAUUGGUAGAGUGAACCUGAAGAUAGUGAUCAGAAUAAUCACCUUCAUCAACAUGGCUUCCUUCGAAUUUCCCAUAUGCCUUCUCACCCUCUCCCUCCUAACCUUUCUUAGCCUCACCGCCGAGGCAGCACCCACUUACGCCUCUCACACCUGCUCAAACUCGACCUUUUUCACACCCAACAGCACAUACCAAGCCAACCUCAACCUCCUCCUCUCCGCUCUUUCCUCUAACGCCAACAACCGCAGCGGCUUCUACAAAGCCACGGUCGGCCAGGCCCCUCCCGACGUCGUCAUCGGCCGUUUACUCUGCCGCGCCGAUCUCUCCCCGGACCUCUGUCAAAACUGCAUCUCUACUGCCAUGAGAGAUAUAAGAAAUCGCUGCCCCGCCGACAAGGUGGGGCUAAUCUGGUACGACGAGUGCACGUUACAGUACUCCAACGAGUCCUACCUGAACGACAAGGUGCCCUUCCAAAACUUUCCAACCACCACCCAGAACGUCGUUGAGCUGGACCACUUCAACACGCUGCUGUCAACCACGAUGAAGUCGUUGGCGACACAAGCCGCGAAUUCUCAAUCGGACAAGAAGUUCGCGGCGGUUGAAGUAAAGUUCACGAGCUCACAGAAGCUGUACUGCAUGGUGCAGUGCUCGCCUGAGAUGGACGCCGAACUGUGUAUGAGUUGCUUGGAAAGCGCCAUAGGCUCUCUUCCUCAGUGCUGCACGGGAAAACAAGGCGGAAAGGUUCUGCUUCCGAGCUCCAACAUUAGAUACGAGUUGUUUCCAUUUUACAAUCUGACCACAGUAUCUCCCGGAUCUCCUUCUCUUCCUCCUCCAGGAAAAAGCAAGUCAUCUCUGAUUACUAUCAUCGCCAUUGUUGUCCCAAUUGCUGCUUCUGUCGUGCUUUUCGCCAUUGGAUGUUUCUUCCUGCGUAGAAGAGCAAAGAAGAGUUACAAUUCAUUACUAGUUGAAAAUGUUGUGGCUGAAAUUACAUCUGUAGAGUCCUUGCAAUUUGACUUGGGUACGAUUGAAGCUGCAACAAAUAACUUCUCUGAUGAUAACAAGAUUGGUAAAGGUGGAUUUGGUACGGUUUACAAGGGUAUCUUUUACAAUGGACAAGAAAUAGCAGUGAAGAGGCUAUCCAAAACCUCUGGGCAAGGUGCAGCAGAAUUUAAGAAUGAGGUUAUGCUGGUUGCGAAGCUUCAACAUAGAAAUCUAGUGAGGCUCUUAGGAUUUUGCUUGGAAGGAGAAGAAAAGAUACUCGUUUAUGAAUAUGUGCCCAAAGGAAGCCUUGAUUACUUUUUAUUCGACACCGAAAGGCAAAGACAAUUGGAUUGGUUAAGCCGUUACAAGAUUAUAGGAGGCAUUGCUCGAGGACUUCUUUAUCUUCAUGAAGAUUCUCGGCUUAGAAUUAUACAUCGCGAUCUUAAAGCUAGCAAUGUUUUAUUAGAUGACGAUAUGAAUCCAAAGAUUUCAGAUUUUGGCAUGGCAAAGAUAUUUGUGAUGGAUCAAACCCAAGGAAAUACAAGUAGAAUCGUGGGAACAUAUGGUUACAUGUCUCCGGAGUAUGCAAUGCAUGGACGAUUCUCAGUGAAAUCUGAUGUAUUUAGCUUUGGUGUCUUACUUCUAGAGAUUAUCGGUGGUAAAAGGAACAACUGUUUCUAUCAAUCAGAACAUGAUCAGGACCUCUUAAGCUUUAUCUGGAAACAAUGGAAGAAUGGAACCCCAUUGGCAUUGUUGGAUCCAACCAUGAGAGAUUCUUUUUCAAAAAAUGAAGUCAUUAGAUGCAUCCAUAUUGGGUUACUGUGUGUUCAGGAGGAUCCAGCAAGCCGACCAACAAUGGCAACAAUAGUUCUCAUGCUUGACAGCCACUCUGUUAGCCUGCAACUACCUCAGCAGCCGGCAUUUUUGUUUCGGAGUAGAGCAAAGAAGAACAUGAAAACAAAGGAAGUGUCGCCGGGUGAUUCUACAACAACCCAAUCUGUUCCAUUCUCUGUUGAUGAAGCAUCCAUCACUCAACUAUACCCUCGAUAGUGUGAGGAACCGAGGUGUUUGUCUAUCUUAGUUUUUGUCUAUAUAUCCUAGUGAUUUUCAUAUGGCUUUUGUUUCAGAAAUGUAAAUUUAGGUCCAACAUAUGUACAAACAUAUAUAUAAACGUUUGGAAGUAGACAUCCUUAAUUAAAUUUAGUAGUGAAACAAAUAUUUUUUAUUCUCGAAAAGAGG